This is a messenger RNA of Schizophyllum commune H4-8, 576 nucleotides long. RefSeq lists its product as uncharacterized. The coding region runs from base 37 to 576 and encodes 179 amino acids. NCBI's taxonomy places the organism in Eukaryota, Fungi, Basidiomycota, Agaricomycetes, Agaricales, Schizophyllaceae. The record is from RefSeq and is a predicted model, not a curated record. The transcript is spliced from 2 exons.
CCAGCCAACACCACCUCCAACACCGAAUCACCAACGAUGGACUCCCUCUCGAAGCUCUUUGGCGGCAAGUCCGACCUCCCCCUCGUCGUCGUUCAGUACAAGCGCGACGAGUUCGGCGUGGGCACCGAGGAUGAGCUACACUGGGCGAUCGUCGCCGUGUCCUCGAACAAAUCCGGCACUAUCGUCGGCGCGGUGUGGCAGGUCAUCAACCGCGUAUACUCUGACGGACGCGGGAUCGUCUGGUCGAUGCACCACCGCAGCGAAGUCGAGCUGAACGCGUCUUCGAAGUGCCUUGGCGGCGUCAUCAUUGGCAGCAUCAAGGGCAAGGACGUCGAGAAGCUCAACACGCUUAUCGAGAGCAAUCAUGUGCCGCAGGUCAGGACCAAGGACUGGAACUGCAGGUCCUGGGUGAUGGAAGUUAUUCAGUACACCCUUAUGCCAAAGGGGUGGGCCAAUGUGCCCAUCGCGACGGAGGCGUCGCUGCUUCCUUCUUUGAAGGUGGCCGCCAGAGCUAGCCGUGACGCCUCCAUCAAGGAAGGCAAGACGAUGCCGUUGCUCGUCGACUUUCGUGCUUGA